UAUGAUGUCUUUGUUAGCUUUAGAGGUCUAGAUAUCCUUGAAGGUUUUCUUAGCCAUUUGGUUGAAGCUUUAUCUCGAAAGAAAAUUGUUUUCUUUGUAGACAAUAAGCUUAGAAAAGGUGAUGAAAUAGCACAAUCACUUCUUGAAACUAUUGAAACAUCGUUGAUUUCUUUGGUCAUAUUCUCUCAAAACUAUGCUUCUUCGUCGUGGUGUUUGGAUGAGUUAGUCAAAAUUGUUGAGUGUAGGGAGAAAGAUGGACAUAUUUUAUUGCCUGUUUUCUACAAAGUUGAUCCUACAAUUGUGAGGCAUCAGAAGGGAACUUAUGCAAAUGAAUUUGUUGAACAUGACAAAAAGUACAAUUCAAGUAGGGUGAAACAGUGGAGAUCUGCUUUGAAGAAAUCUGCAGAUAUCUCUGGUUUUCAUUCAUCACAAUUUUUGUAUGAGUCUGAACUUAUUGAAGAAAUAGUUAAAAGUGUGUUGAAGAAGUUGGAUCAUGUGCGAAUAGUUAAUUCAAAAGGACUUGAUGGAAUUGAAAAACAAAUUGCACAUGUAGAAUCAUUGUUACAAGUAGAGUCACAAGAUGUUCGUGCUAUUGGAAUUUGGGGUAUGAGUGGUAUAGGAAAGACAAUUAUUGCAGAAGAAGUAUAUAAGAGGCUAUGUUCUGAAUAUGAACGUUGUUACUUUAAUGCGAAUAUAAGAGAAGAAUGGGGAGGACAUGUAAAUAUGUAUUUAAAGAAAGAUCUUUAUUCUACUCUAUUAGGGGAACAAGAUUUGAAAUUCAACACACUACUUGGAUUGCCCUAUUUUGUCGAGAGGAGGAUUCGUCGUAUGAAGGUUCUUAUUGUUCUUGACGAUGUCAAUGAUUCACGACAAGUAGAAACUUUAAUUGGAACACUUGAUUGGUUAGGAACAGAUAGUAGAAUCAUUAUAACAACUAAAGAUAAACAAGUUGUUGCGAAAAUGGUUGUUGAUAAUGAUAGAUAUGAAGUUAAAGCAUUGGACUUUGAUGACUCCUUUCGAUCGAUAAGCAUCUCACAAUGUCUCAAGAUCACUCAACACAUGGAAAUAGCUCGUGAAGUUUCAAAUAUAUCAAAUUCUAUAUCACUCGACACAUGGAAAUGGCUUAUGAAUAUAUUGAUUGAUGUAAUUUAUAAACUUGCAUUAACAAUUUUCAUAGGUUUAGUGACAUAUAAUGUGUUUUACUUUUGCGUUGACUUUUUCGCAGUUUUAGUCAACUUAACUGUGUUUUGCUUGUGCGUUUACGUGCCCAUACAAGUUCUAUUGAUGAUCUUGAAGAUGGUUUAUUCUUAAAAUAAGAAAAUUAUGUUUAAUGUA
This is a messenger RNA of Medicago truncatula (barrel medic), 1335 nucleotides long. Its product is annotated as disease resistance protein RPV1. The transcript has 3 exons. Bases 607 to 1311 code for a protein of 234 amino acids. Lineage: Eukaryota; Viridiplantae; Streptophyta; Magnoliopsida; Fabales; Fabaceae. Gene Ontology annotation, molecular function: ADP binding. Gene Ontology annotation, biological process: defense response. The record is from RefSeq and is a predicted model, not a curated record.